Cucurbita pepo subsp. pepo (vegetable marrow) is the source of this 989-nucleotide messenger RNA. RefSeq names its product small ribosomal subunit protein cS22. Gene Ontology annotation, molecular function: mRNA binding. NCBI's taxonomy places the organism in Eukaryota, Viridiplantae, Streptophyta, Magnoliopsida, Cucurbitales, Cucurbitaceae. Gene Ontology annotation, cellular component: chloroplast thylakoid membrane. The record is from RefSeq and is a predicted model, not a curated record. Gene Ontology annotation, biological process: chloroplast rRNA processing.
CCUCAGGGUUCCGUUCUUGUCGCUUCGGAACACAAAGCUUUACAGACCAAAAAUGGCUUCCAUCUCUGCCGUAUUAUCGCCAACGAAUCUCAUCCACAGUUCCAUAAAACCCGCCGAAAUCCUUCUCACAUCAGUCUCAUUUCACCGCCGUCGUACCCAUACCUUCCUCCGCCUAUCUCCCGGUCGCCCCACGAGACUCUUCGCGGCGCUUACUGCUCAGGAUUCCAGUUCAGUGGCGGAAAGGAAAUUGUACGUCGGGAAUAUACCUAGAAAUGUGGAUAAUGAGGAGCUCAAGCGGAUUGUUGAAGAACAUGGGGCUGUGGAGAAGGCUGAGGUCAUGUAUGACAAAUACUCUGGAAGAAGCCGCAGGUUUGCCUUUGUUACCAUGAAAACGGUUGACGACGCAAAUGCAGCAAUUGAGAAACUGAAUGAGACGGACGUUGGGGGACGUACAAUUAAAGUCAAUAUAACCGAAAAACCUGUGGUAAAUACGGUUGAUAUGUCACUUCUUGAGGCAGAGGAAUCCCAAUUCAUCGACAGUCCCCACAAAGUAUAUGUAGGAAACAUUUCGAGUACUGUCUCUACUGAAACACUCAAAAACUUCUUCUCUGAGAAGGGUAAAGUUCUCAGUGCAAAGGUUUCACGGGUUCCCGGUACAUCGAAAGCAAGUGGCUACGGUUUUGUUACCUUUUCUUCCGAGGAGGAAGUCGAAGCUGCCAUUUCAUCUUUUAACAAUGCUUUGUUGGAAGGUCAACCAAUUCGUGUAAACAAGGCAUAGUUUUGUAGGAUUCUUUGUAACAAAAGGUAUGCAAAUUUCGCUUUUUACCUCUUGGCAUGAAUUAAUGAACAGCAGAGGUCAGAUUUUUCUCUCAAUUUCUCUGUAUUGAUCAUUAAUGUAUAAUCUUGUUUAUUUUUCUGUUUAAGAUUUGACUAUUUGCAAAUCUUUACUUGUUCCUCAAAUUCCACGUUUGACUGUUCAACUAUUUGCA